AUGGCGCAUCCUUCAGAACGACCAAAGGUCCAACUGAGCAAAGACUCUCCUGUAGAGGGAAGUGUGACCCUGACCUGCUCUGUGGGGUCAUCAUCAUCAUCUGGAUGGAAGUUCUUCUGGUACAGAGACGAGAAAACCUCUGAACCUCUGAACCUCCAGAGUGGAAGCAUCUCUCCCUCUGGUGGAGGAGUCUACUGGUGCAGAGGAGGAAGAGGAGACCCAGUUUACUACACAGAGUACAGCCAUCCAGUCGGAUUAAGACUCACACAAAAACUCUUCACAAACAGAGCUGUUGUGAAGCCCAACUGGCCUGAGAUUUUCUCUGGAGAGACGAUCACUCUCACAUGUGGAAUAAAGGAAGGAGCAGGCUUUGAGUGGGAGUAUGAAUGGAGAACACCCGACUAUUACACACCUCAGUACAGAAGAGGCUCCAUGAUGACAUCAUCAGUCAGAGGAGACUACAGUUGUAAGGGCAGACUGAAAGAUGAAGCCUCUACAACAGAAUGGAGUGAUGCUUUCACAUUAGUUAAAACAUCAGCAGCAAAACCAAAGGCCCAACUGAGCAAAGACUCUCCUGUAGAGGGAAGUGUGACCCUGACCUGCUCUGUGGAUUCAUCAUCAUCAUCAUCUGGAUGGAAGUUCUUCUGGUACAAAGACAAGAAAACCUCUGAACAUCUGAACCUCCAGAGUGGAAGCAUCUCUCCCUCUGGUGGAGGAGUCUACUGGUGCAGAGGAGGAAGAGGAGACCCAGUUUACUACACAGAGUACAGCCAUCCAGUCGUCACAAACAGAGCUGUUGUGAAGCCCAACUGGCCUGAGAUUUUCUCUGGAGAGACGAUCACUCUCACAUGUGGAAUAAAGGAAGGAGGAGGCUUUGAGUGGGAGCAUGAAUGGAAAACACCUGACUAUUACACACCUCAAAACCCAAGAGGCUCCACGAUUACAUCAUCAGUCAGAGGAGACUACGAGUGUAAGGGCAGACUGAAAAAUGAAGCCUCUACAACAGAAUGGAGUGAUGCUUUCACAUUAACAACAUCAGAUGUCCCUCAGCCUGUCCUCACAGUGUCUCCAUCAUGGACGAGUCCUGGAGACUCAGUGACUCUGACCUGCAGUGUUGGACCUCCGUCUGCAGGAUGGAGGUUCUUCUGGGUUAAGGCUGUUCACAAACUGUCCCUCUACAACUACACCUAUGAGCUUCUAGCUGGUAGCACCACUGGGACUGAACAGGGUUCCUACGUUCUUCAUGGACAGACACACACAGCAGGAUAUGUGUGCAGAGCUGGAAGAGGAGAUCCUGUCAUUUACACUCUAUAUAGUGAUGUGAAGUUUGUCUGGUCUGGAGGUGUGAAUCCAGCAGCGUCUCUCACAGUGAGUCCUCACAGACUGCAGCACUUCAGCACAGAGUCACUGUCACUGAGCUGUGAGGGAACCUCUACUGAGUGGAGAGUGAUGAAGGCUGAUGGAUCUGGCUUCAUGUCAUCCUGUUCUUACUGGGGAGAAAUGACUGGAUCCACAUGCAACACCAACACUAGAGCGAGUAGUGGAGUGUACUGGUGUGAGUCUGAAACACAGUACAGCAAUGCAGCCAAUAUCACUAUACACAGUGGUGAUGUCAUCCUGGUGAGUUCUGUCCGUCCUGUGACUGAGGGACAUUCGGUCUCUCUUGGCUGCGAGUUGAGGACAAAAGAGCUUCUUGAUGAUGUGGAUUUCUAUAAAGAUGACAAACUCCUCCCAAAUGCUGUCAGAGGGGAGCUGUUUAUCUCUGCAGUUACUAAGUCACAUAAAGGCUUUUAUAAAUGUAGAGGAAGGAAAUCACCUCAAGGUUUGGAGACUUUGACCUCAGCAGAGAGCUGGUUGUCAGUGGAAUGUGAGUACGAGUAG
Pungitius pungitius (ninespine stickleback) is the source of this 1881-nucleotide messenger RNA. RefSeq names its product sialoadhesin-like. Bases 1 to 1881 code for a protein of 626 amino acids. NCBI's taxonomy places the organism in Eukaryota, Metazoa, Chordata, Actinopteri, Perciformes, Gasterosteidae. Gene Ontology annotation, molecular function: transmembrane signaling receptor activity. Gene Ontology annotation, biological process: cell surface receptor signaling pathway. The transcript is spliced from 9 exons. Gene Ontology annotation, cellular component: plasma membrane. The record is from RefSeq and is a predicted model, not a curated record.